AUGUUUCAGUCACUACGAUAUUUGAGAUAUCGCGAUACAUGUAUAUCAUUACAAUGCACUACUCAUAAGGUUGCUGAAAAUUCGUCGACAUCCCACGGCCCUUCUUGGGGCUCAUCGGAUAGAUGCAGUCCUCGAGUUUCCUUCAACCUUAUGUUCUACUUGAUACCGAAUUGCUCGAAACCAGAAAAAUACACUCAUGUGCAAACUAAUUUGGGCGCCCACACCUAUACACGAGGGCGAUUAGGGUACUCAACCAAAGCCUUUGCUCAAAAGCUCAACUGUAAGGCAGUGGUGUUUGGCGAGAAAUACAUAUGCAUUACCAUUUCUACGGAACAAGUCGCCACAUGUUCCAACCCCCGACCUAGAGGACCAGCCAGUGGCGAUCUUGUUGUGUGGGUGCCCUGGCAGUAUCCCAGCCCACGUACAACCAUGAAUUGCACAUACACAAAUAAACUCAUGCCACAUCGGCCAUCGCGUUGUGCCAUCAGCCGGGUCGCUGCAUACAGCAGGGCGGAUAGGCGAUAA
Opisthorchis viverrini is the source of this 525-nucleotide messenger RNA. RefSeq lists its product as hypothetical. The coding region runs from base 1 to 525 and encodes 174 amino acids. Lineage: Eukaryota; Metazoa; Platyhelminthes; Trematoda; Opisthorchiida; Opisthorchiidae. The transcript has 4 exons. The record is from RefSeq and is a predicted model, not a curated record.